Tachyglossus aculeatus (Australian echidna) is the source of this 3511-nucleotide messenger RNA. RefSeq names its product WD repeat domain 6 (gene WDR6). Gene Ontology annotation, cellular component: cytoplasm. Gene Ontology annotation, biological process: tRNA methylation. Gene Ontology annotation, molecular function: protein binding. The record is from RefSeq and is a predicted model, not a curated record. NCBI's taxonomy places the organism in Eukaryota, Metazoa, Chordata, Mammalia, Monotremata, Tachyglossidae.
CAGUUUCCCGUGGCGGCGGCGAUGGAGGGGGCGGGGGACGUGACUCCUGCCCUCCUGGGGUUGGAGUCGGUGCUGCUGCUCGCCCCGGUCACGGCCCUGGAGUGUGUGGGAGGUUACCUCCUGGCAGGUGAAGGCCCCAACCUGACCGUGUAUAGCCUAAAGUCCGAAGAGGCGCUCGGAGCGGUGCAGUGUGUGCAGAACGUUCUUCGGCAUCACCGGGUCCACGGGCUCAAAGAGCGCGGUGCGCCCGGGAGCGGGCGGCCUUCGGGAACGACGUUGGCCGUCUUCGGGGGCAAAGGGCUCAGGGUUCUGAAGCUUAACGACGGGCAAGACCGAGCCAGCCUGACUCCGCUCUCCCGGCUCUGCGAGCUGCACGACUGGAUAUGGGAUGUUCGUUGGCUACGGGACGCCGUGGGGAGGUCAGCUUGCCUGGCCCUGGCCCUGGCCCACAACUCCGUGCUCCUCUACGACGCUGUCACGCAAGAGGCUCUUCAAGAGGUUCACUGCGAGGAGAAGUGCAUCCUCUAUUCCGCUCACCUGGUUGGCAGCGACUGGCAGGAGCUGGCGCUGGUGGCGGGCACGGUCUUCAACCAGCUGGUGGUUUGGCGCGUGGCGGAUCCCGCCGGCGAGGGAGCGAGAAUUCAGCCGCGAUGGCGGAUCGGUGGGCACAGCGGGGUCAUCUUCAGUAUCUGCUACUCGGAGAAGAAAGGCAUCUUGGCGUCCGCCUCCGACGACAGGAGCGUCCGGGUUUGGAGCGUCGGAGAUCUGCGGACGCUCCGCGGUGCGGUGCGGUGCGUCCUCGUCUGUUACGGUCACCAGUCCAGGGUGUGGGCAGUCAGGUUACUGGGCGAGUACAUCAUCAGCGUCGGGGAAGAUUCAGCGUGUAUCGUCUGGGGCUACGACGGAGAGAGGGUUCAGAGUUUUAAAGGGCACAAAGGGCGAAGCAUCAGGGCGGUGGCCGUGCACGAGGCCCAGAAGUGGGUGAUCACCGGCGGGGCCGACGCGGGUAUCAGACUCUGGAGUCUCCCGGGGCCCGGACCGCGGGGGGACGGCCUCUUGCCCCUAAACCUCGCUUCGUUCACUCCCGGCGGGACCCCCAAAGCCGUAUCGUUGGUCGGCCCGGAGCGGCUCCUCGCCAUGACUGACGGCGGAGCCGUUUACCUUUACGACCUGGAAGUCAGCCGGUGGAAGUUCCUCCUGGAGGACUCGAGUUACCGGUCGUACAGUUUGCUAGAAGCUGCCCGGCUUGCCGGUGCCAGCGGGCUGGGCGCUAUAGGGAAUCUAGAGGGCCGCGUCAAGAUCUUCUCCCUCCACCGUCCCGAGGAGGCCAGAGACGUGAAGUGGUUUGAGGGAAAAGUGCACAGCCUGAGCUGGGUCUCCCCUCCGGGCCCGGAUCCGCCCAACGGGAGCCUUUGCCGCGCCCUCUUCGCUUCGGGCCCGGGGGGUGUCCUGGUGUGGCUGGAUGUUUCCUGCGACCCUUUAGGGCACAUCGGUUCCGUGGUAGAGAGGCGGCGGUAUCUCUUGCCGCCGUGCAAGCAGAGGUGGCACACGUGCGUCGCCUUUUUGCCCCGGGAAGACUUCGUGGUCUGCGGGGACCGCAGGGGGUCCCUGCUUCUCUUCUCCCGUGGGCCGAGCCCGGAAUCCACCGAGGAAGGUCGGCUCACGGGAGGGGAGCGAGAAAGCGAGGCCGACUCGGAGGAGGACGAGGGGGUGGCCGCGUCGGGGUGGUCUCCUGCUCCUUCUGAGGGAGGCCCCGUUUCCCUUCUGUUCGGGCUCCACGGGAAGCAAGGGGUGACGUCGGUGACCUGCCGCGGGGGGUUCAUCUACAGCACCGGCCGGGACGGCCUCCUCCGCCAGCUGUGCGUCCGGGGCAACCGGCUCCGGGUGUUGCGGAAGCAGAAGCCCUGCAAGGGGAUGGACUGGGUUGCGCGGCUCUGCUUCGCCCCCGACGAGAGCCUGCUGGUGCUGGGCUUCCGCUCCACCGACUUUGUCAUCUGGAGCAUGAGGACCCACGAGAAGCUGUGCUCCGUCCCCUGUGGCGGAGGCCACCGGUCGUGGAGUUUCGCGGGCGACCCGUCUUCCGGGGUCUUCGCUUUCGUCAAAGCCGGGGACGUCGCGGUUCACCGGCACCGGGCGGGGGGGCGCGGCGGCGGCGCUCGGGCCGUCCUGAAAGAGUCCCUGCACGGCCGCGAGCUGACCUCCGUGCGGUACGUCGGGACGGUAAGAACGCCGGCUGGCGAACCGGUCGCCGUCCUGGUGACCGGGAGCGAGGACACGACGGUGAACGUCUUGGCUGUCCGGGCCGCCGCCGCCGUCACGCUCGCCACCGUCAGCGUCCACAUCUCCAGCGUGAGGGCCCUGGCGGUGGCCGGGGCGGAGGCGGAUCGGGGCGAGGGGCGCGCGGCCGGCCUGUCCGCCGUCCUCUUCUCUGCGGGGGGUAGGGCGGAGAUAGAGUGCCAUCGGCUGACGGUCCACUGCGACCGCGGGGCCGACGGCGGGGCGGUGAGGUGCCAGGUGAUCCACGUGGCCUCUCACCAGCUUGCUGAGCACUGGGACCACGUGAAAAACAAGCACAAGCUCAUCAAGAUGGACCCGGAAACCAGGUACAUGUCCGUCGCGGUCUUGGCUGAUGCUGCCCUCGGGCAGCCCGGUCCUCGCCUCAUCCUGGCUGCCGCUUGUAGCGAUGGCUCUGUGAGGCUCUUUCUGAUGUGGGAAUCCGCUCCAAAGUUGCUGCUCCUGGCGGAGUCUUUUCACCACCAGCGCUGUGUCCUGAAGGUCCAGUUGUUCACCCACCAGGGAGAUGAUGGAGAGAGGAGGGUGCUUCUGUGUAGUGCUGCGACCGAUGGGAGCAUUUCAUUCUGGGAUGUUACUGCCGCCUUAGACCAGGAAACGGAAACCCGGGGAUCACCCGUCGGAAAGCGAUCGCCCCGUGAUCUGGCACCGCCCCGUCUCACCAUCCGGGCCCAGAGCGGUGGCAUCAACAGCCUCCACGUCAGGCCUGAAGCGGGACGGUACCUCGUGGCCAGCGGCAGUGAUGAUGGCUCCAUCCUGGUGUGCGUCAUCGCCGUGGAGGUGUCGCCCGGGACCCCGCCCCGCCCCGGCGGCUCCCGGCCCCCUCAGCCGCUCCGGCGAGUCCACGUUCGCGUGGUUCAGAAGCUUCUCGUGCUCAGCGCUCACGCGGCCCAGGUCACGGGACUGAGGGUCCUGAGACCGGACCUCGUGGUCUCUGCCUCCAUAGACCAACGGUUGACGUUCUGGAGGCUGAGUAAAGGUGGACUGGAAUUCCUGGGCAGCAGGACCUGUCACGUGGCGGACGCUUCCGAGCUGGACUGUUGGUGGAGCGAGGAGGAGGAGAGCUACCACUGCGUCAUCUCCGGCCAGGGCCUGGAGAUCGUCCGCUGUAGGAUAUGAACGGCCUCUCCCGCAGCGGUUUUCCCGACCCUGGUGGUUGGGCCCAACGCUCAGUCCCGCCGUGUUUUCGAAUAAAGCGUCGGAGUAAAUGGUGACCCCU